Messenger RNA from Onychomys torridus (southern grasshopper mouse), 5642 nucleotides. RefSeq names its product leucine rich repeat containing 14 (gene Lrrc14). The record is from RefSeq and is a predicted model, not a curated record. Gene Ontology annotation, cellular component: cytoplasm. Lineage: Eukaryota; Metazoa; Chordata; Mammalia; Rodentia; Cricetidae. Gene Ontology annotation, molecular function: kinase binding. The transcript has 4 exons. Bases 1416 to 2939 code for a protein of 507 amino acids.
CUUUAGGGGAAGGGCUGGAGGCCGGGGUGCUAGGGGCGGAUGAGUUGGGGCCGCUGGGCUGGGAUCCGAGCGGGGCGAAGAGUCGGCAGCCGUCAGGGUCACGGCGCUUGGACGGCCGCAUCGACCGGGGCUGGCGAUUGAAGGCCGGGGCUGCAGCAGACUUUCGGGAGGUGCCGCUGCGCGGGGAUGGGCCCGGGUGAGCCCUGGAAGAGCAGGGCGACCUAGGGGCGGGUGAGGAUGUUCUCGACCCGCAGGAGCAUGCUCGCCUGGGUUAGUUGAAGUUCCGGGCUUGAUUCUUGAAGGAUCCGGGCGUGCGGCAUUACCCCCAGAAGCAAUCCUUGCUUGGAGGCCAGGCCGGCUGCUUUCCUCUUUUGACAGGUGCUCCAUCGCUUUGUCAGCGAGGCAGCCCUGGCGAGAUUACAGUAAGGCAGAGCCAGAUCCGGGAGAGUCGUGCGGGGUUUCCCAGGGACCUGUCCCUUAAGGACUUGUUCAAGAUGUGAGAAGCAAGCAGACUCCGGAGUUCUGCAGCCUUUCUGCUCCCCACCCCUUGUCCGGUGCUCUAACUUUGGACAAGGUGUAGGUCUUAGUUUUCCAAUCUGUUACAGGGUGAGGGCUGUAAUGUGGUUCGGAGGGUAAGGUGUUUGGCCCACAGGAAAUAUAAUGACCCCGUGUAUCAGGAAUCCUUCAGCCUUAGGGGUGUUUUGCAUGUGGCUUCUCAUCUGGAAUGCUUUUACAGUCUCCGGCCUGAAUCUUUCUGAAUUCCAUGCAUUUAAGACUUGGUGGUCUCUCUGUACAAUGGUUUCUCAGUGAAGAGAGGAUUCCCAAAUAGGAGGCAAGGACCAUAGAGGGUGAGAGUUACUUUUCUUCUGUGCCUAGUUAUCCUGGAAAACUGUUAUCUCUGGAGUUCACACUUAAUGGCCUGAUCUCGUAGGCUACACAGCAUCUGUGCUCGGGAUCUUUUUAGAAAAUCUAAUCCCAGCAUUUAUAAGCUAUGCUUUGAUUUCCUUAAAUCGCAGGGCACAUGUAUAUGGAGGAUUAGGCAGUGGCCACUGGCUCUGUGGAAAUCCUCCAUCCAUUCUUGUACUGAUGGGAAGAGAGGCCUGGGCUUAAUUUUCCUUUAAAAUUAUUUACAUUCCCUUGGUUGUGUAUGUCCAUGUCUGAGUGUAUGUGCACAUGCUAUGUGCAUACAAGAACCCUCUGAGGUCAGGCAAGGGCACCUGCAUCAGAUACUUGGAAAUGGAGUUUCAGAUGGCUGUGACACGCUGGAAACCAAACCUUUUUUGCACGAUCAGUAAAUGCUCUUAACCACUGAGCCAUUUCUCCACCCCUUGUCUUACAAACAAACAAACAAACAAACAAAAGCCCAAAGCUGAUAGAACUCAAGUGCAAGAUCUUUCUGUUUGCUGCUGACUUCAAUGCUGCAUGUACAGAGGUGGCUGUCUGCCCAGUCCAGCACCAUGCACACACUUGUGUUCCUCAGCACACGGCAGGUCCUCCAGUGCCAGCCAGCUGCCUGCCAGGCCCUGCCCCUGCUGCCCCGAGAACUCUUCCCCCUGCUCUUCAAGGUGGCCUUCAUGGACAAGAAGACGGUUGUCCUGCAAGAGCUGGUGCACACAUGGCCCUUCCCACUACUUAGUUUCCAGCAGCUGCUGCAAGAGUGUGCCCAUUGCAGCCGGGCCCUGCUGCAGGAGCGGCUCAGCACAGAGAGCAUGCAGGCUGUGAUCCUGGGCUUGACUGCCCGGCUUCACACUCCCAAAAAGGAGGCUGGCACACAACCCCUUUGCAGGAAGCAUGCAUUGCGGGUACUGGACAUGACUGGUCUUCUGGAUGACGGUGUGGAGCAAGAUCCUGCAACCAUGAGCAUGUGGGACUGCACAGCAGCCGUAGCCAGAACGUGUAUUGCCCAGCAGCAGGGUGGGACUGCUGAGCCAGGGCUGUCACCGGUCCCUGUGGAAGUCCGUGUGGACCUUAGGGUAAACCGGGCCUCCUACACAUUCCUUCGUGAGGCACUCCAAAGUAGUGUGGACAGCCCGCUUCGGCUCUGUUGCCGGGACCUCCGGGCUGAGGAUCUGCCCAUGCGCAACACUGUGGCCUUGCUGCAGCUUUUAGACGCAGGCUGUCUACGCCGUAUAGACCUGCGCUUCAACAACCUGGGCUUGCGUGGCCUGUCUGUCAUUAUCCCACAUGUGGCCCGCUUCCAGCACCUAGCCAGCCUCAGGCUGCACUAUGUGCACGGGGACUCAAGGCAGCCUUCUGUGGAUGGUGAGGACAACUUUCGAUAUUUCCUGGCCCAGAUGGGCCGCUUUAUCUGUCUUCGGGAGCUCAGCAUGGGCUCUUCUCUCCUCUCAGGCAGGCUGGAUCAACUGCUCAGCACCCUGCAGAGCCCCCUGGAAAGCCUAGAGCUGGCCUUCUGUGCACUGUUGCCUGAGGACCUACGCUUCUUGGCUCAGAGCUCUCAUGCUGCCCACCUCAAGAAGCUGGAUCUGAGUGGCAACGACUUGUCAGGGAACCAGCUGAUACCCUUCCAGGGUCUGUUGCAGGCAGCUGCGGCCACAUUGCUGCAUCUUGAGUUGACUGAGUGCCAGCUUGCUGAUGCCCAGCUGUUGGCCACACUGCCCACCCUGACUCGAUGUGCCAGCCUCCGCUACCUUGGUCUCUAUGGCAACCCUUUGUCUAUGGCAGGGCUUAAAGAGCUGCUUCGGGACUCUGUGGUACAGGCUGAGCUGCGCACUGUGGUGCACCCCUUCCCUGUGGAUUGUUAUGAGGGCCUUCCUUGGCCACCACCUGCCUCCGUCCUUCUGGAAGCCUCCAUCAAUGAGGAGAAGUUUGCCCGUGUAGAGGCUGAGUUGCACCAGCUGCUGUUAGCUUCAGGCCGUGCCCAUGUACUCUGGACCACAGACAUCUAUGGGCGCCUGGCUGCAGACUAUUUCAGCCUCUGAUCUCCAGGGGCCUGUUGAGGGAUAGGACAAGAGCCUUUGGGGCUUUGCUGGAGGCCCGGCACAAGGCUUUCUUAGGUUCUCUGCAGUUUGCCUUACUCCUGGGUAUGCCUUGAGUCACCCACAUUUGGCAGCAUCCUUCACCUGCUCCCACCGUCUGACCGACUGUCGGUAUCUUAGGACUGUGCUCCCUUGCCCUGUAUGGCUGCCCUGACUGCUUUUCUGGGUUGUAGCCUCUCUGCAGAAGAGUCCCUGGUACAGCCCAUGCUCUUAGCAGGAGUGCAGUAGAUGAGGUAGAGAUUCGGAUGAUAUGCUUGGCCAUGCAGUCUGGGGCCUCAUGCUGUGUAUCCUGCCUGGCACCUGAGGCACCCUAUUACCCCACGCUGGGGUGUGAGCAAGGUACAAAUGUGCAGUGUCUGGAACUUGGAUCUAUGGGAUUUUUUUGGUGUGCGUGUCCUAAUCAGAUAGGAAAGACUUGCCUACAUUUCUGGUGUUGCCUCAUCAUGGCAAGUUGCCAAGGAUCAUCCAAGCUACUGCCCCACUUCCUCACUGUUAUCACAUUAGUCCUACUGUCCAGAGCCAGCGUGGACUGCAGGAGCUGGCGGCUGGGGACACCUUAUCCACGGCCCUGGUCACCCACAGACCCACGAUUCCCCACCUGACAACCCCAACACACUCAGCACUGUAUCGCGAUUCCCGACCUGAAAGGCCCCAACACACAGCUCUGUAGCGCGGCUUCAACUUUACUAAUGAGCAUGUGCAGGGCUGCACCGGCCAAUCCCCGGUGCCCACGUCACUGACACGCGCGGCAGGCUUAGCAAUGGAUCUCAUAGGCGACACGUGGAGGGAGGCGCAUCCCAGACAGGAGCGCUUCGGGAGGGCUCUGGUCGGGCGGCUCCUCAGGCGGUACCUCUGCGAACAGGGGCUUGGAACGGUCAAUGACGAACAUCUCGUGUCCACGCUCAUCACGGAAUUCCUCGAGCUGCGCAAAGGUGCAAGGCCCGUCUGAAUAGUCGUUGACGAAUAGUGUGCCUUCCCCCGGCGGCGCAGGCACCUUUUUCCGCCGCCGCCGGCGCCGGCAGAUCAUGGCAGCCAACAGCAGCGCGGUGAGCGCCAGCAGCGCGAUGGUUGCAGCGAUCGCUGUCUGCGUUGCUAGGCCCAGGGCACGGAAGGCCAUGCUGCCUGUCUCGUGCCGGGGCUCGUGCCCCACGGGGCGUGCAGCCGGGGCCUGCGGGGCGGGUGGCUGCUGUGACUGCUGCCGGGACGCGUUGACCAGGAGAUGGAAGGGCACACGCGCUUUGCCACCAGCAUUGGCGGCCUCGCAUUCGUACUUGCCGGCGUGAGCCAGUGUGAUGUUGGAGAGGAAGAGCAUGCCGCUGCCGGUGUCACGGGUCGCAUGCCCACCCAGGCCUGAUGUCCCACCUUCCAGCUGGGCUUGGGCUUGAGGUUUGCCAUCACGAGGCUGGGGCACCUUUCUCCAGACCACCAGAGGCUGUGGGUAUCCCGAUGCCUGACAGGCUACCUGCAGGUCUUCCCCCAGGUUAGCUGUGAGCUCUGGGGGCUCCACGUUCACAGAGGGAGGAAUGCAGAUGAGGCUACCACCAGAUACUUCUAGCAGACUCUGUAGCGCCAAGCGAGGGGGCUCUGCACAUGUGAUCUUCUUGUCUCUGGAGCUCAGCAGCCGGCGGCCCCCCUCUUUGAUCCAAGAGCCCAGCCAGUGAAGGGCACAAUCACAACGCCAUGGGUUCUCUGUGUGGGCAGAAUACAACCUAGAUAGAUGGGGUCCUGCUGAUCCAGACAGAACCCCUUUCCUACCUCUUAGAGAUGCCUAUGGAGUCCCAGAACCCUUACCACCUUUUCCCUCAGUCCAAGUUCCUAGGAGUGAGUGUGAUCCCAGUUCCUGAAAGAGCAUUUUGCAAGCCUCCACGUCCUUGCAUAUUCCAGCCGCACUGAAAACCCUGUUGUCAAACGCACUCCCCAGUUUUUGCCUCCCUGACCUCUGAUGACAAGUUGCAAGAGCCUCAGUUUUGUUAAAUUAUUCUGUGGAACUAGGUACUUGUCUUCCUUACACGGUAGGGUCCUUUACCAGGGCUGCAGGUUCUGGUGUGACCCUGCAGAGUAAUGCCCAUGGACUGCCAUAGUGAGGCAAGACAGAAGAGGGUAAUUACAGGGACACAGGAAGGGAGGCAAGUCUCCACGGAAUCCGGUUGAAGAUUGCCAACAUAACAAUAUUCCUUUUAAAUAUAGAAGAAUGUUCAGGUAGCGGUGAACCAUACUUAAGGCCCAAGCAUAUAUAAAUAUGAUCUUCAAGAAUGACCUCACUCCUUUUGUAGGUCAUUUCUGGGGGAAAUCACAAGACUAAACCUUUGUUUACGGUAAGGGCAUCUCCCUCUGCAACCCUCGUUUCCUGGGGAGUUGCACUAUCUGUAACCCCAUCCAAUGCAGAGGAACCACCCUAUGGUCUCACUUAAGUGUUGUUUGUUUUAUUUUCCAGACAGGGUUUCUCUGUGUAACCCUGCCUGUCUAGGAUCUCGAUUUGUAUACCAGAGUAGACUUCAACCCAGAGAUCCUCCUGCCUCUGUCUCCCAAGUGCUGGAACUAAAGACUUGCAGCACUGUACCCAACUCACUUAUGUUCUUUAGUCAUCUUUAGAGAUGUAACUUCUUUUUUUUUUCUUGGAGCUGAGGAUCGAACCCAGGGCCAUGC